GCUGGGAAGGCUUUGGAACUUUCACGAAAGAUGAGUAAAUAGUACUCCAAUGGUCAGGAAGGGUGUAAGAAUCUACUUAAGGAUACAAGAAAGGAAGUGCUAAAGAAACACUUUCUCUGAGACAUCUUCCUACAGAGAACCCUGCUUUUGUGAGCUCAAGACUUCUCUCCUUCGUUGUGUUCUACGCUCAGAACUCAGGUAUCUGCUCCCCAGCUGGCAGUUCCCUGUCUCUGGAAUGAAGGAUAAAAGUCAGAAAACCUCUUAAGAUUCUUAGGAAAAUGAGAUUGCUUAAAAGUGGGAUGGGAACAGAGGGAGCGGUAGAGUCAGACUCUCUAGUACAAGGCUCUCAUUCCUGGAUUUUUGAAGGAAAAGGAACUAAGUGAACCAGUUGCCAAGACAACCUGCUGUUCGGGAGUGGGGUUCGGGGCAAGGAGAUGGGUGACUUGUGGUUACUCUUUCUCCUGUCCCUAUCCCUACUGGCUUUCCAUGGGGUCAAAGGCUGUCUGGAAUGUGAUCCCAAAUUCAUAGAGGAUGUUAGGACCUUGAUAGAAAAUAUGGUACCCCCAGAAGUCCCUGGCCGAAAUUAUCUGCUUGAACGGCAGAUUAAGGAGAUGACCCAUAUAAGCUCCAAGUUCUCCCACAGGGACAAGAUGCUUCGGGUGUUGGAUGUCCAAAAUGUUGUCAACUUGAGAUCAUGGCUGAUACAGCAAUUUGAGACACUGGGAGAGGGAACAUGGAAAGGUGCCUUUAUCCUUCAAGGCAAGCUUCUCGAAAUCCGGCAAAACCUGGAAUCCAAAAUGAAAGAAACGUUAAAGACCUUCUCUGAAGUUGUUGUGACUGAAGGUCCCGUUCUGGAUUGUUGGACCUGUCUUCGUAUCACCACCCAUUGCUUCCGAGGGGAGUAUUGUGGAGAUGAUUCAAGGAAGGCUGAGAGUCGAGAGAUAGCGCUAUUUCUGAUAUUGCUGACAGAAGCUGUAGUACUGGGAAGCACUUUGUUACUAUUCCAUAUUUGUGUGUCUCAUCGGAGGAAGAUGAAAGCAAUACGAAGAUCACUAAAAAAAUACUUGGAGAAGAAACUUGAAGAAUUAAUGGGGAUGGCAGAAGAGAAGAAAGGGAAAGAUUUUGGGACCAGAAAAUAAAUACAUAGACACAGACAGGAGGUCUUUCAUGAAUCUCUUAAGUGUUUGCUCAUGGAAGAAAACUGGGAAUCAAGCCAUUUUGUGGUCAUAAAUCCACAGUAUUUUAGAACUGGGUAGAACAUAAAAUUUAUCUUAGUGAAGAUCCUCAUUGGUAUAUGAGGCAAUAGAAGUAAUGAGAGAGUAUAUCCCUACUUAAUGAUACUUUUAUAUAUAAGAGAUAUUGUUACAGAACUCGGAUAUCUGACAUGAAAGUUAUAUGUAGUUUGAAAUGUAAUAAAUGUGACAAUAUGGUUAUAAAAAUUUGUUUAAAUACAAGUAGUUAAAGUCCAUAUUUUCCCCAUCCUCGAGAGCAAAAAGUUGUACAGAUCUUUUAAG
Molecule: messenger RNA, 1514 nt
Organism: Loxodonta africana (African savanna elephant)
Lineage: Eukaryota; Metazoa; Chordata; Mammalia; Proboscidea; Elephantidae
Gene: IZUMO3
Product: IZUMO family member 3
Exons: 6
Coding region: 435-1139 (234 amino acids)
Source: RefSeq, a predicted model, not a curated record